Molecule: messenger RNA, 597 nt
Organism: Hyphopichia burtonii NRRL Y-1933
Lineage: Eukaryota; Fungi; Ascomycota; Pichiomycetes; Serinales; Debaryomycetaceae
Gene: TIM13
Product: protein translocase subunit
Exons: 1
Coding region: 81-383 (100 amino acids)
Source: RefSeq, a predicted model, not a curated record
AAAAAAAAAAAAUGAAAGAAAAAGAGAAAAAUGAACUUUAGCAGUGGAAACCACCAACUUACUCAGACUCCCGGUUAAACAUGGCUCUUUUCGGAUCAUCUGCUGCUGCUCCUGCUCCCAGCAAGUCACAAGAGAUCAAGGAUCAACUCCAAUCUCAAAUAUCCCAGGAAUUGGCGGUUCUUAAUGCCACUGCGCUAGUUGAUAAAAUCACCGAAAACUGUUUUGAAAAAUGUAUUCAUGAUCCUCAAGCAUCCAUCAGUCCUCAACAAAGCGGCUGCGUCGACCAAUGUUUGGGUAAGUACUUGAGAUCCUGGAACGUUAUUUCCAAAUCCUACAUCACCAGAAUUCAACAAUCGUCCUCAAAUCCUUCAAACGGUAUUUGAGUUUUGCAUUCUCUGUUAUAUUAGUGUGUAUAUAGACCCCUUUUCUUUGUAAAUAUAUAUUUUUAUUUUUGUUAGCAUCUAGUAAACAGAGGUACGGGGGUGAGGUACGGGGGUGAGGUACGGGGGUUAGUGGUGGUGUUGAUGGUACGUGCACCAACCCAUCCAAACUCUUGAAAAGAAGUUUAGUGGCGACUAACUAGUAUACCAACACUAU